AUGACGCUGUCCCCGGACCAAGCCCUCUUCAACAUGAGCCUUGAAUUGCCGCAGGACGCCUCCCACAAGCGUCGUCGACUCAACUCGACUGAGCCCACAGGGAUAUGUAUGCGUAACAGCCGCGCCCAGCAUGCACCGCCUCCGCCAACCUCUGCUUUCAAACGGAUCCCGUUGGCAGAUUUGUUGUGCAAGCCGCCCACCCCACCGCCUGAGAUAGUCAAGCGGAUCGAGGUGGCGAACAUAUUGUGCAAAUUCUCCUCUCCCCCACUUGCAAGCCCUGUACCUGCUUCUCCUGAGCAAUUGCCGUACCCUUCUCCCCCACUUGGAGGCUUCAAAGGCAAAAAAGAACCAGCUGAUCAUUACAACAAGCUGUUGCCGCAACUCUGUGAUGUGGCAGCUUUUUUAGGCCCACCCAAGGUGGCACCACCGCUAAUUGCUGAUAUUACAAAGACCGCGAAACAAUCGAGACCGAAGGCUAACUCUGUGGUGUACCUGAGUGACUCAGAGUUGUCGGAUAUCGAAGACCUUGUCGACGAGUCAUUCACUCACUUACCAGUGAUCUCGCGGCGUAUCCGUCGGCAAUACCAACCAUGGACUUAUAACUAA
This is a messenger RNA of Diutina rugosa, 606 nucleotides long. RefSeq lists its product as uncharacterized. Bases 1 to 606 code for a protein of 201 amino acids. The transcript has a single exon. The record is from RefSeq and is a predicted model, not a curated record. NCBI's taxonomy places the organism in Eukaryota, Fungi, Ascomycota, Pichiomycetes, Serinales, Debaryomycetaceae.